Molecule: messenger RNA, 11160 nt
Organism: Onychostoma macrolepis
Lineage: Eukaryota; Metazoa; Chordata; Actinopteri; Cypriniformes; Cyprinidae
Product: sodium-dependent lysophosphatidylcholine symporter 1-like
Exons: 18
Coding region: 7450-9018 (522 amino acids)
Biological process (GO): carbohydrate transport
Cellular component (GO): membrane
Molecular function (GO): symporter activity
Source: RefSeq, a predicted model, not a curated record
CCUUUUAUUCAGUACUUUUGCAAUCUCCUUUUGCCACAAUAACAGCUCUGAGUCUCUCCUAUAAUGCCUGAUGAGUUUGGAGCUCACCUGACAAGAGAUCUUUGGAGAGUCUUUGGCUACUCAAACCAUCCUCCUCACCUUGCAUAUAGACACACAUCCUCUUCGAGGCAGAUCUGUGGCAUUUUAAACAGUACAUAUUUAUUUUUACAGACUUCUUCGAUCAUAUUAACUAAGGGUGCCAAUAAUUCUGACCACAACUGUAAAGUAGAACUUUUAUGUGAGAUCUCACAUGACAUAUCAGAAUGUGAGAUUCCACUUGCACGCUUGAUUAGAAUUUGAAAUUCGAUCAAACUGAAUAGAAUUGAACUGAAUAGAAUAGGUAAGUGAUAGCAUUAAUUGGUCAGGUGUUGAUGAAAAAGAUGCGUCUUUAGACGUUUUUGAAAAUGGCUGCUUGAAUUGAGAUGGGCAGGUCAUUGCAACAUGAACUUAUCUACAAAUACCACAGUUAAAUUCUGGAAAAAUGAAAUAUAGCCCGCAUAAAUCUGGUAUAACAGCCUGUGAAUUUCGUAAUUUGUGAUUUGUAGAAUAGGAUUUAUGCACCUGCAGUGAAGAUUUUGAGAAGGUUUUGUUGGUUUGAGAGAGAAAGAAACAAAAUACAAGUUUGCAAUUCCUAAAACAUUUUCUUGAUGACUUUACUGAAAUAUUCUCUACAAAUACAAAUUCCACGGUCGCAGGUGCUCAGUUUUGCUACAAUAAUUCUAGACACAAUAGACAUGUACUGUAUGCAAAUAUAAAAAAGGGACAUAAACAACUGAAUAUUCAGGGAUGCAAACUUAUCACCUUUAAGUGAAAAUUGUAAUUUUGAAUCUAAAAUAGAUCAUUUGCGUGAUUUGUGUAGAUCCAGAGUUUUUAAAAGUGUGAGUAGUAAGUAGUAAAAGUAGUAUUGACUCAUUUUAGAUACCUGCUGAAAUUGACUUCUUUCAAAUGCUCCUGUGUGUAUAUUUGUGGUUUGGAAUUAGUAAAAUGUGCUUAGAAAAAAAAUAUAUAUAAUCCGAAUAUUGACUGGCUAUCGACUAUAAUGCACGCUCUGUAUAAUCCAUUCACAAGUGGAAUAGUGACAACCGUAUUUACCCAAUUACAGGAGUCAAUCUGCUGAAACAUUCUGCGAGUCACUUCUUAAACUGCUAUGAUUGAGAUGAUAGACUAAUAGACUAGCAAAAGCAAAAUUUAGCAGCUUCAACAUUUAGAUAAAAACUUGAAGCACUUUUUUCACGUCGUUUUUUGUUUAAAAUAGACCUAUAUGAUGUGACAGAAAUCGUCCACUAACUAGCAGAUGGCAUAUUUUACAUGUUAUUUACAUUAAUGAAGAUUAGAAAUGUACAUUUUACAUAAAAUGUUGUCAUUUUAUAUGAAAAUAUACAAAAUAUAAUAUUUUUGAUGCAAUUAAUUAAAAAAGUACCCCCCAAAUGCUGCACAACUUUAAAGAAACUGUAAUUAUGGAGUGAUAUUACAUGUAUAAAAAGCAAUUAAAAAUUAACUUUGUGUAUGACUGAUAUUACAAUUGUGGGUUAGGUAUAAAAUAACUUUUUUAUUUAUUUUUUUAUUUGUAACUUGACACUAUUUAAAUUUGCCUAUAAUUUACUUAAUACCUCUUUGUGUGUAUUUGAUUGUAAAUGUUAUAUGGUUUGUGCUAAUCAUGUAUUUGUAACUGUUUACAAGCUGUAUUGUAUAAAUAAUAAAGAAAUUAUGACUGAAUGUGAUGUGUUUAGUAUAUUAUUAAUAAAUUAUUACAUAAUACAGGCUAAUUUAUCUAUGAAGUAUGCGAGAUUUCUAAAAGGAGCAGAAAACGUUUAUUGUAUAACGUCGGUUUACCAACUGAAAUCAACAUCGUUUCAACGUUAGUGAAGCAAACCAAUGAGAUCGAUUUUAUGUUGAAUACCUGUUGAUUCUAUGACGUCGUUUCAACCAACCGAAAAUCAACGUCGAUUCAAGGUUAGGUGAGUCAACCAAUUGCGUCGAUUUUCCGUUAGAUUUGAAUGGAGCGCCUGACGUCGGAUCAACAUUACCCCGAUGAGCAAACUGAUGCCGGAUCGACGUCGGAGAUCAACGUCGUUUCGACGCCACGAGAAACAUCGAUUCUACGUUGAUUCGAUGUCAGUUUGCUAUCUGGGUUAGGCGAGCUGACUGACGUUAUCAAGUACGCUGCCGUUCCAUUUGCAGAAUUACGGACUUAUGUUCUCCUGUCCUCGAGAGUCCGUACUCCCGAGUCGAACUUGCGAAGUCCGAACUACCGAGGAUGCAAGUCCGAACUUUGCGUACUUGGUAUUGAGAAACGGCCUAGGUCUCUGCAGCAAAGUAAUGGGAGUUACCAGAUCGGGGCGUUUUUUGACCAUGUUACUUGAUUGGCUGACGUCAUAGUGACGGUAGGUUUAGGGGUGGGGUUAGGUCAGGGGGAUCAUUUUGAUUGCAUGAUUUAGAAACACCCAGCAGCUUGAAAAUGCCUAGCAAUUCAGAAACACCUACUUUUGCUCUGCAGAGACCUCAAUCUCGGACAUUUGCUCGUGUGCGCGCUUGACCCAUCUGGAAUAUUUUUCACAGACGCCAUUUUCUUAGACUCGCGAUGCGGAACCAACAUGAUCUCACAGAAUUCCGUGUAAUGUUCACGGACUUAAUUAACCCCGAAUCUGUGGUGGCAUCACGGAAUCGCCGAAAAUUCCGUGAUGGGCUGAGUAGCAUCUGCCUGCAAAACCGGAGGCUGCAUUUUUAGGAACGCAGUCCUAGGACCGCAUUUCUUGGUUUUUAGUGACAACGCCACCUACCGAGUUAGAGGACCAGCGAAGAUGGAUGACAGUCAGAGUUGAAGUGGAAGAAUUGAAUAGGGUGAUAGAGAAACAACUGAGAAAAGAGGGGAGAGCAUCCAGGUGUGAAGACGUCGUCCAUGAAGUUCUUUCUAUGUGGUUCACGUCAUGAACAAAUUAGUUUUUGUGUGUUCAAGUUCAACUGUUGUAAUAUAUUAUUUUAUAAAAUAUACACAAUCUUAAAUCUACCCCAGAGUCAUCCUUGUGUCUUCCCUCUGUACUUGAAAAUGUGGUUGAUCUAGUGACUGAAAAGACUAUACCAUGAUUCCUUGUUUAUUUUACACGAGUUAUUAUAUUAUGCUACUUAGACCCAAUGAUUACUCAACAUUCCUAGGAACCUGGGGCCGGAUUCACGAAAAUCUUCUUAAGAAAUAAGUUAAGAAAUUUCUUAAGAUAAAUUCCACGAAGUUCGUAAGAAUGUUCGCAAGUGCAAUUCUUGAAAAAUUCUUAAUAAGUUCUCAAAUAUAUUCUUAAGAACAUCUUAAUAUUUUUCUUAAGAAGAAAAUGACAGUCUUUAUCUGAGUGAAGACAUGAUGCACUGAUAAACUCACUGCGCUUCCUGCAGAUUACCAUAUAAUAAUCAUAAUAAGCAAGCACACUCUUUUUGUCGCGACUUUGACUGGCGCUCAGCUUCACGUUUUUAAUGCGGCGUGUUUUUGAACAGCCUGUCUGUCUCAAGCUGCAGCGAUCUGUUUGAUUCGUUUUUGUGCUGUGCUUUUGCGCUCUCAUCCGAGUGAACGCUUCCGGUUUGUGUGUCCGCGCUGCUACAGCGAACGCGUACUGUGUUCGGCACAUUCAUAUGCGCUGCAUACUGCCAAAGAUUAUGUCGUAUUUAUAGGCUAAAAUAAAAGCGUCCAAUUAAAGCUUCCUAUCUGACUUGUUUUUGUAGAGUUGCUACUGAGUUUUGAAGUCAGAAAAAUAGGCUAGUCACACAUAGGCUAGUCAUUCAUGACCGAUCAUUGUUUACAUUAUCAGUCAUCGCUGUCUCUUCAGAAAACUCGCGCACAUCCCUAUUAAUAGUCCUACUGUGUAUUAUAUGUAGCUAAUGUUGUUGUAAUGCUUAAAUAUAACAAUUAAUUUGAAAUAACCCAAUAAAUUUAUUAAAUAAUUCUUACUGUUUUGGAUUUAAGACAAGUCUGGGGCUGUCCUAAAUUUAAGAAGUUAUUUACGGUGAUUUUUAAGAAGAUUCUUUUCAAGAAUUUGAAUUCUUCUUAGGUUUUGUCUUAAGAACAAUCUUAUGAAAAAAGAUAAGAAUAUUCUUAAGAAGAAUUUUUGGGAAUACAAAAUAUUCGUAACUUUUUUCUUAAGUUAAAAAAUAAGAAGAAAAUGGCAGUUAAGAAGAAAUUUCUUCUUAAGAAUGUUUUGUGAAUCCGGCCCCAGAUUUAAUUGCAAUAAAGAAAAUAGUAUUUGGGUGUAAUAAAACUUUUUAAAAACUCUAAAAUUCUAAUGUUAAAACUGGGUGGAAAUACUGCCUUAGUGGCACUUUUUUCAGUCCUCCAAAACUAGGGUCCUGGAAAUGCGUUCCUGGGACUGCGGUUCUCCGGCUCGGUAGGUGGCGCUGUCACAAAAAACUAGGGUCCUGAAAGUGCGGCCUCCGGUCUCCGGUAUAGACCAAUUUCCUGUUAGUAAACAUUGUGAUGUUUUUCUGUGGGCAGAGCUUCGGUGGUGGUAGAAAGAUUCCCCUGACCGCUUCACUAACGCUAGCUAUGAAGUCUGUUAGCUUGUUUUUUUAACAAUAACUUGAGAAAUUCCGAUUUUACCUGCAUAUAAGGGCUGCAUACCUGCAUACUGUCCGGGACUGCGUUAUUUGAAAAGGUUAACUUUAACGGACGAAAUUGGCCGACCUGUACUCAGUCAAAGGAUGGAGGAUCUGACAGGAUUAACUUUACCUCCGCUUGAGUGACUCGCAUCUAACGUGUAGUAAAGAGAAACUCACCGUGUAUCUAUGAAGAUGUAAUAUAUGUUUAAAUUUCAGCAGGCAACUAUUUUUACAGCUACAUUAUUAUUCCAGCCACAAUUACUCAUAACAAUGUAUAUACAAUUACACAUGAUUAAGCAUAUAAAUCGUCCGUUUGUUGUUUUACACACAUGCACACAGACAUUAUUUCAUACACGACAUAGUACUGAGAUCCAUAAGAAAUAUUUAGACGCGCCCAUAACAACAAAAGACAAUACUUUAUUGAACCUUUUCUGAUAAGAAGUGUGCGCCUGCAAACGCGAGCUUUUCUGAUGAUUUUUCUGUCCAGUCCACUCUUUAUCUCGUUUAACCACAGCUGUCGUCCUUUAUUUUAUUUAUUUAUUUAUUGUCUGGCAGUGGCAGCAGCGUUAAAAUUUAAAUUUCAAUAUUUCAAAAUUCUGACUUUAUUCUCGCAAUUCCGAGAUUAUAUCUCACAAGUCUGAUAAGAAAAAUCAACUGGUCAUUCUCUCUUUUGAGUUAUAUCCCACACAUCUGGCUUUUCCCCUCAGAAUGGACAAACUCGCUAUUGUUGAGUUAAAUCGAGUUAUAAAGUCCGAAAUACGAAAUAUAAAGUUGGAAAAAAAAAGUCUCAAAAAAGAAUUGUGAGAUAAAAUAGGUAACGUGAUGCAAAUUGGUAUAGGUUUAAAUACUAUUUCAUGCUGUAACUGUAGGACAAAUAUAAUGUAUUCCCUAUGAACUGUAUAUGUGAAUAUUAUGUUGACCAAUUGUUUAAAUCAAAUUCAUGCUUUAAAAGUAGAGUAAUCAUAGCAGGUUUCAUUCAUUAGUCUGUCCGUUUAAACUUCUGCGUUUAGCUUCAAAUGGCGUUUUUGACGACAGUAUUCUAUAAAAAAUUAUUUGCAUUCCGAUUCUUUUUUUUCUUUUUCUUUUUUGCAUUCCGAUUCUGACAUCCAAAGGCACAACAGUACAUUUUAUCUCUUAUUCUGUGGAUCUUUCCCGUUUCACUCCGCUUGUUACCAUGUGUUUCUGCCACCACAAUGCGCGCGCAGCUGCGUGUGAUGUAACUGUGACGUCUACAUGAAAUUGGUCUAUUGCUAUACAAUAUAGAUUGUAAUGCCUUAAGUUCAAAAUUGCCACCUUAACACGGCCAGAACGUGCGCGUUGAGAAACACGUUCAAAUAUGUCGUCUUAAUGCGGUCAAACUGUGCGUCUUUACACGCACCAAAUAAACGCGGCAAAAAUCGACGCCUUAACACGGCCAAAAUGUGCGUGUCUAUACGUACAAAAGAAACGCGUUUAAAUUUGCCGCGUUAACGUGGACAAAUUGUGCUUGUAGACACGGUUAAAUUUCACGCGUUCCGUUUGAAGACUUUUGGCCCCGACGGCCUUCCAUAUAUUGCAGACGGAUAAUAUUGUGGGGGAUGGGCUCACAGAAAGCAUCAGCCGUGGUCCACGCACGGAUUCACUGGUUCAACACCAGCGCUGCAUCGGACUACGUAAAAAGAGUGACUCCGAUGCAGUUAUAUUUUGUAUAUAAAUUUAUACUUUCACUGGAGUACCUGACCCCACCCCUACCCUAAACCUACCCACUUCUGAACAAUAAUGAUGACGAUAAAUUUCCCUUUAUCGCGUCGGGAUAUUGAUGCUAAGGGUUUCCUAUUUAAAGUGUUGAACCAUCCGUGCGUGGAGCACGGCUGAUGCCUGUCACUGACUUGCAUUGGUAUUACUUCUGUGAGCCACCACAGAUUCGGGGGUUGAUUAAGUCCGUGGUUAUUACACGGAAUUCUGUGAAAUCAUGUUGUGCGGAACAUAUGAGGACGGAAAACAGCGAAAUUAAGUGUUUAAUCUUAAUCACAAUAUUUGUUUUGUAAUAUCAUAUCGUUUUAUAGCGAUAUUUAUGAGGUGUAUGCGCCUAAACGUUUUUUAAAGACAUUUCUUCCACUCGCGAGGCGGACCAGACGAGGACGUUUCUUUUUAGGAAACGCCGAAAGUUAAGUGUUUUAUCUCAUUUAUAUUUCACAACAUCAUAUUGAUUUAUAGCGAUAUUUGUGUGAUGUGCACUCCUAAACCUUUCUCAGAGAGACAUUUUCUUUCACUUGCGAUGCAGAGCGGACGGGGGAGUUGGUCUUCUCAAGGAAGACACUGAAUGAGUUAAAUUGUUUGUCAGUUAAAUUGAUUUUGUGCCCUCACAAGUCUUGGAAUAUGGCACACGAGUCGCAUAAACUACUUGAGACACUUCAUUAUCUUUUUUUUUUAAAAGCAUGAACGUGUUUUGUGUUCAGCAAAUGUGAAUCAUAUAGUUUUGGAAUUACAAUUUUAAGUUAACUGUUCCUUUAAUAUUGUUACAGAUGGUUCAUGCUGGUUUAACAGAAAAAUCGAAAGGAGAUGAUGUGCUUGAAGAGUAUGAAGCCACCAAGGCAUUAAGUGGGAUGAGAAGUGUUUACACAUACCAGAGACAUGGAUGCCAUGUAUGACUGUUGCAGUUGAUCCAUGAAAGCAGCGCUGUAGCCUUCUUUCUUCAAAUCAAUCAGCUGUUGCUUCCAACACAACCUGAGGAACAAGGUUUAUAGGGUAUCCUCAAAUGCUUUCGGACUAAGAGGAACAGCCACGCCUACUUUGCAACAAGUAUAAGAAGCAGUAGAAACUUAUAACUGGCAACUCUUCCAUAACUGAACGAUGGCCAACGAUAGUAGCAGUGUACUGGACAAACAAACAGACGACAACAUCUGUGCCACGGAAAAUGACGACAAUCAACCGAAAAAUCCAGGCAUCCCUUUAUCCAGAAAACUGUGCUAUGCGGUUGGAGGAAUGCCUUAUCAAAUGACUGCAAACGCCAAGGGCUUUUUCAUGCAGAUCUUUUUACUGGAUGUUGUGAAGAUGGGAGCUUUCUCUGCAUCCAUCAUUCUCUUCCUUGGUCGAGCUUGGGAUGCUAUUACGGAUCCUCUGAUUGGAUAUGCCGUGAGCAAGAGUGGUCGGACCAGAAUUGGCAAACUUAUUCCUUGGAUUGUGUUCACAAUGCCACUUGGGGUCCUAUCAUACGUUAUGCUCUGGUAUACCCCACAGGACACCAUGUCCUCUGGCUUCACGUUCGGCUGGUACUUCACAUGGUGCUGUCUGUUUGACUCCUUCAUGAGUUGCUACCAUGUGCCAUAUUCUUCCCUAAACAUGUUUCUGGGGGGGAAUCAGAAGGAUCGUGAUUCAGCCACUGGUUACAGAAUGGGCAUGGAAGUGUUUGCUACACUGGCGGGAGCUGCCAUCCAGGGUCAGAUAGUGGGGGUGCACCAUGCCAAGAGGACACACAUCUGCAGUUUACAGAACGACACGGAAGGGCCUUCUGGGAACCAGACUGAAACGCUGGAUGGCAUAUCUGACACUCUACAAAAUACAAGAAAAGCGUAUUUGACUGGAGCAUUAGUUUUGGGAAUGCUGUACUUUCUGUGCUGCCUCGUCCUCUUUCUUGGCGUGAAGGAGCAGUUGGCCCCUCUGAGUAAACUGGACCGCAUAAAUGUCUCCUAUCUAACUGGAAUGAAGAUGAUGGUGAGACACACUCCAUAUGUGCGGCUUGUAUUUGGCUUCCUAUUUGCUUCACUAGCCUUCCAGAUGGCUCAAGGGAAUUUCGCCCUCUUCUGUACUCACGCAGCGAAUAUGGGAGAAUAUUUUCAGCAUCUUGUUCUUGUAUUACUGACAUCAGCUACAAUAUCCAUCCCAAUGUGGCAGGCUCUACUGGUCAAAAAAGGCAAGAAGACCACCAUAUUCAUCGGCCUAUCAGUUUAUAUCCCAGCUCUAAUUGUGAUAUCCCUAGUGAAAAGUAAUUUACCUGUCUUCAUUAUUAUGUCCAUGGUAGCUGGCACAAGUCUGGCAGCCCUCUAUCUACUCCCUUGGUCAAUGUUGCCAGAUGUAGUGGAUGACUUCAAAGUCAAGAACCCGUCAUGCCAGGAUCUAGAACCAUUGUUCUACUCCUGCUAUGUUUUCUUCAACAAAUUCGGAGGAGGCAUGUCUGUUGGAGUCUCUACCUUGGUUUUACAUUUUGUAGGAUACAAGUCUGGUGCUUGUAAACACAAUCCAGAGGUCAUAUACUCGCUGCGGGUGCUCUUCGCUCCUGUGCCAAUCUGCCUACUGCUCAUCAGCUUGGUAAUUUUUUGCUUCUAUCCCAUCAAUGAAGAGCGGCGACAGAAAAUCCAAGACGCAUUAAGGAAAGCAGGGACUGUGACCGGUUUGAAAGAAGAAGAAGAACUAAGCCUAUGAAGUAAUGAGUGGCUUUCACUGCUUUUGUAACACUGCUGAACUGUUGAUCAUGACCAUUCUCUGUUUUCACCUCAGUGUAAAGGCCUUUUCAUUGGGCAUUGUGAAUAUUUUUCAAUCCUGCUCCUGGGGACCCCGACCUUAUUUAGGAGUCUCACUAAUCAUGCACAAUUAGCUCAGGUCAGGGAGAUCUCUACUAAUGAGCUGAACCUCUACUAAAGAGAUGAAUAAAAGAGACAAUGAAAAUGUGCAAUGCUGUUGGGCCCUCAGGACUAGAAUUGUGAAAUAUUACUGCACUUAAAGGUGCAGUGUGUAAUUUCUGCACCAUAUGCAGACAAACAGAUAAUCCUGCAUCAAACCCAUAUUAAGCUGAUUGUAAAAAGUGUUUAUAUCAACCAGUGAAUAAAUGGCUUACUGAUAACUGUUUCUGCAUAUUACAAUUUUUUAAAAUUACUUACACACUAAAGGUUGUAGGCUACUUGAGGCACAAUCUUCAGACCAAGUCUGCAAAAAUGCUAGGCACAUUAUCUGUUCUUGUUUAAUUUGCGAAAAACUGCUAUUUAAAUGCCACAAUUUUUUUUCCAACUGCUUACACACAAACAGUGUGUUGCCAACUUAGCAAUUUUGUUGCUAUAGAUUUAGCAACUUUUUCUUCCAAAAGCACCUAGCAACAAGUUUAGCUAUUUUUUAUAUUUAUUUGGCAACUUUAAGCAACUUUUGAUAAGUGACACAAACAAUAAAAAUGCAUGCAUUUUCCACCUAAAUUACACAAAAUUACAGACUUCUCUUAUCGAGUGUAGCAUACUACUAAUACACUGCUUAAAACUUUAAUUGUUUAGAAUGUGUAGUUUUACUAGCUAUUAAAAAUGUAAAACUUAAAUUGUAAUCGUUCAAAAGUGUGUACGUUUAUUAAUUCAUUGAAUUAUUGAACAAUUAAAUUUUGUAUUUAAAAUAGUUAUAUUUUAAUAUUAUAUUAGCAUUUAUAUUAUUUUACGAACAAAUCUAAAUUAACAUAUAUAAAAUAUAUUUUUGACUGAGAUUUGAUGUAGUGACAGAAUUUUGCAUCGUGAUUACGUAAUAACAUCAUUGCGCAAUGACAUCACAACAUCAUUUAGCAACUUUUAGCAACAAAUCGGCCUUCCUUUAGCAACUUUCCCUGAAAAUUAGUUGGCAACACUGCACACAAAAUCGUUACUUGUCACACAAUUUCGGAAGCCUGACACUCAAACACCAGAACAACACACCAAAUCUGUAAAACAAUACACUAAUUCUCAGCCUUUGACUCAGUUUUCAAUUUCAUAAAACACUUUUUGCAAUACACAACACACAAUUCCCUAACAGGAAUUAAGGCAAAGGUGUUUGCAAAUGUUUGCUUUUGAGAUGUGUUUGUGAUAUUCUGAAUGCAGUGCUUCGUUUAGCAAGAGAUGUGAGGCAUUUUUGUGUGUGCAAUUCUUGGAGGCAAAUUUUUGAAAAUGUAAGCAGUUGAAAAAAACUGUAAUUACUGAUUACCUACACCCAAUGAUCAUGUGUGAAAACAGUUAUACAUGAUAUACAUAAUGUAAGUCUACCUAUUACAAAAUUAAAUGUUUUGUGAAACAAAUAGUAAACUGUGUGAAUAUAUAGGCUACUGAAAAUGCAUCCAAGUCACCUUUUAGUAUCAAAUUCUGCCGUAAGGCAGCUCUAGUAUGCCAAGACUGUCUCAAGUAAGUCAGUGUUGAUUCAGUUCAGUUCAAGGAUGCUUUUCAAGUUCUGCAGUGCUCGUUGUUAAAGUUAAAAUUGGUUUUAAACUCAAAUAGUAUAUGAUUUUUAGUCGUCUUAGUAUGUUGUCUUUAGGUCUUAGUAUGUGCUUUCUCUGCUUAUGUUCCUUGGGCUUGGAAUGAAUUGCAAAAUGUAAUUACACUUCCAACAUUGAGUACUUUUAAAUGUCUUUUGUAUAAUGUUUUAAAGGAUACCUGUAAUUGUUUUUCAUGAUCAGAUUUUAUUUAUGAAUUAUGAUUGUGUAAUUUGUGGUACUGUCUCUGUGAUUCUUUUGUAUGAAACUUUAUGUGCUGCCGUCUUGGCCAGGUCUUACCGGAAGAAGAGAUAGCAAUAUCUCAAUGUGAUUUCCUGGUUAAAUAAAGGAAAUAAUAAUAACUGUAAAGCUCA